Messenger RNA from Poecilia reticulata (guppy), 3491 nucleotides. RefSeq names its product claudin domain containing 1b (gene cldnd1b). The record is from RefSeq and is a predicted model, not a curated record. Gene Ontology annotation, cellular component: membrane. Lineage: Eukaryota; Metazoa; Chordata; Actinopteri; Cyprinodontiformes; Poeciliidae.
AAAAAAAAGGAAAAGAAAAAAAAAACAACGACGUAACACCAGAGCAGCAUCAGGAAACAGAGGAAGCCGUUGUUAGUAUCCCCCGUCCCAGGGUUCGGGUGAUAUUUAAACAUGACCGAAUAAAGUCUCCGAGGUUCGGACACCGACUGAAACACACCCAGCUUAAGGCAGUCCGAGCUGUCUGUGAGACCAUGGUGGACAAUCGCUACGCCACGGCUUUGGUUAUCGGCUCAGUCCUCAGUCUGCUGGCCACUGUCUACCUGUCUGUGGCGGUGGGGACUCAGAACUGGUUUCAGUACAGCACCCCGCCUAUCAAGCAGUGUGUCAACACCACUGCGAUCAAAAAUGAGUUCCUCACUGGAGACUUUGAGGAGAAGACGUACAGCAGCCACCUGUUCAAGUGGAACGGCACCUUGGGUCUGUGGUGGAGGUGCAUCCAAGUUCCUCUCUGCAGCCACUGGUAUUGCUGUCAACAAGGUGAUCUUCAGACAGGCAAUGAAAGUGCCAACACAACACAGCAGAGAAAUUGCACUCAUCAAAGUGGAUGUACAGAUCCUAAGACGGAGACCCUCUGUAUGAGCUUCACCCUUCCUCAGCAGUUCAGUACAAAGGUCAAACAGAACGAGAGCGAGGAGGAUCUGCUCAGAACAUAUCUGUGGAGGUGCCAGUUUCUGCUGCCUCUGGUGUCUUUGUCUCUGGUGUUUCUCAGUGGUCUGGUUGGGGUCUGUGCCUGCCUGUGCCGCAGCUUCACGCCAACCCUGGUUGUGGGAUUGUUCCAUUUUAUCGCAGGCCUCUGCUCUUUGGGAACCGUCUGCUGUUUUCGGAUCAGCGUUGAUCUGCUCAACGGCAAAUACAGAAAACCGGGAGGUAUCGUCGGGUCAAUGGGGUGGUCUCUCUACCUGGCCCUCAUCUCCUUCCCCCUGCAGAUGAUGGCCGCCGCUCUGUUCCUGUGGGCGGCCAGAAGUCACCGCAAACACUACACCCGCAUAACCGCAUAUAGGGUUGCAUAAAGAGACAGGGAUGGUAUAUUUUACGAUAACCAAGUAGGUCUACAACCUUCCUUCCAACAAUUUGUGGUUGCUGUUCAAGAAAAUCUUCAGGUCGUAGCUUCUCACUUCCACUGUAGCAGUCUUGCAAUGCAGAAAUAGUUCAGGGUAUCACAGGUUGAAGCGUCAGCUGCAGCCAAUCCAUACGUACUCAUAAACACAUUGAAUCAUUUCGUGUGGCUUUAUAUCACCUUUGCCUUUUUUUUUUUUCCCCGUUACUGAGUUGUGCAUCAUCUUGAUGUUGCAUAUUUUUAGCUUCUAGGUUGUUGUGCUAUAUUUGUUUCUGCUGGGUUUUUUUUUAUUUUGCCAUUUGCCUUCUUUUUGUUGCCAAUCCUUUUUCAGCUGCUCACCAUAUUGUCCUUAACUGGGAUGCAACUGUGUAAACUUGCACUAUCUGACUUUUAGAUGUGGACUUUUAUGGUCCAAAUCAAUCUAGUUGUUUCUGUUACUGAAAACAGUCUGGUGCACCUUUAUUUAACUUUUUGUCUUGUUUUUACAUCAUUUUUAAAUAUCAAGGCUUUGCAUGUCAUUUGGGUUGACCUUUCCAUCAUCUGUGGUAUUUUUUUUAUUAUUUUGGUUUGUGGUAAAAUGACUAAAUGUCAUAAAAUGCCACAGUCUAAAAGUGGAACCACUCACCUUCUGCUGUCAUUGAUAUUGAUGAAUCUCGUGUGUACCGAUGCAGCGUAAUUACCAAUGUUAUUGUGUUGUUUUUGUAACAAGCUGAAUCUAUUAAAUGCGUCCAGGAAAUUCAGUUACUACUACUGCCAUUUAAAUGUUAAAAGCUGUCUAAACAGUUGCUUUCUCAGUUGUUCAAUGUUGGUUUUAUUGGAGUUUGUCAAAUUUUGCAAUUUAUCUUCACAGUUUGCCUAGCCAUAAACUCAGAAAAGGACACAUCCUCGAUGUAAGAUCUCUUGCAAAAGUAUCUACACCCUUGAGUUUGCACAUUCAGCCUCCUUACAAUCACAGAACUCACUAUUUUUGGACCAACACCAGUGCAUAAAUGGAAAGCUGAAAGAAAAUUGACAAAAUGUUUUUACAUAAGCACCUCAGCUUUCUGGUCGGUGCUGCAAUUCUUUUGGGGGUAUCUCUGUUCCAGCCUUAAAAAUCUACGAGAUUUUGCCAAUUCUAUUUUUGGAAAACGCUAAGCUCUGAUUAGAUAUGUCUAGGAAGAGCCAUUUUUGUCUUUUCUUCACAUGAGUUUAGUUUUGAACUUUGACUAGUCCAUUUCCAUUCAGUUUUGUUCCUGGCCGUAUGUUUAGGCUGGUUGUCAUGCUGGAAGUUGUAGCUCUGCUCCAAUUUAAAAUCUUUUGCAGCCUCUAACGGGAUUUCACCCAGAAAGACCCUGUAUUUAAUUCAAUCCAUCUUAGCUCUUGACUGGAAGUUUGUGUUUGUAACCUCACAAAAUGUGAAAGGUUUGAGGGUAAUAAUACUUUUGCAAUACAAAGUAGCAGAGUGAACAACUCCAGUAAUUGUUUUAUUUGGCUAAUUAUUUCACUGAUUUGCACAGUGACAGAUUCUGAUUUCUUCAACCAACAUGAUUUUUUUUUUUCAGAAAUACAUUUGCCUUCAUCAGGCAAAACAAAGAAAAAGAUUAACGUUGACUCAAAACAUAUCCAUUUGUAUUUUUGGAGAAAGAAAGUGUUUAGAAAACAGCACAAUUUCAAAACUGAAAGCUCAGUUUUGAAAUCAAGCAAGCAAGCUUAAAUUGUCCUCACAUGGUAUACAAAUAUUAUGUUAUUUCCUUUAAAGUUAUUUACAACUUUAAAGGGAAGGGAAUCACUAUCGGAAAAAUAAGAAAAUAGGCUCCAGUUCCCCAGCUGAAUCUUUUCUUGUUUUCCAUCUGAUGACUUAUUUGUUCUGUGACAGAGUGAAGGACAUAAAUCAGGGUUAUUGUUGCCAAGUUGUUGCCCCAGUCAUGCCCUGUGUCUACCACGAGGGGGCAGUGUUAGGAUCUGGCUUUUAUUCAAUUGGUCAGGUAAGAUUUGAAAGAAGAAAAAAAAAAGAGUUCAGGACAUGAAAUUAUCUGAUAAUCUGGUCAAAAACAUGAAAUUAUCUGACAAUCUGAGUAUAUUCACUUGUGAGCACAUUAACACAGAAUCCUCACGUUUUUAGGUUUUUUUCACAAGAUAAUUUGAGAAAACAAAAAACUAGGCAAAUUUAGAAUGAAAUGCGCAAAAUAACUGUAUGAAACAUUUUGUUGAUAAUUCACAUUGAUCGCAGGUGUUUUAAGUAUGUUACAUUUUCAAAUAAGCAAGAAUUUGUCAUUUCACUCUGGUGUCAGAAAAUAAAUUGUGACUUUGUUUUGAACUGACAUCUUUAACUGAAGUGUUUCCUGUCAGAAUGUCGAGUUAUACGUAUUGAGACUUCUUGAAAAAUUUUUCAUCUUCUGAAUCACAAUACUGUAUUGUUGCUGUGUGAAAUAAAUUUGACAAUUGGUUACUUUUA